AUGAAUGAAGAUAUAUCUGUUUUAUUACAUGAAGGAAUUAACUUAAUAUUUGAAAAAUGGACAGUUCUUCGACUUGCUGUGACAAAUAAUUGGGGUGGGGCAAACUCGGAAGAAAAAAAAAUAAAAUUAAUUGAAUAUGUAUAUAAUUACAUUAUAUCAAAGAAUACUCCAAAAAAUAAACUAGGCGACUAUCUGAGAGAUGAAAUGGGCUCCCUGUUUAAUGUAGACAUUGAAGAUGAUAGUGAUAUAGAAGUUUCCGAAUUGAUACUAGACCUAUAUAAUAAUUUAAAAAAGAAUAAUUUAGGAAUAAUUGACAAAAUUAGAGAAAUUGAAGUAUCUGAUUUGAUAGAGUCUAAGGGAAAUAACUUAGUGCAAGAAGAACAAACUGACAACGAAGAACUUUCAAAUAAUGAAUAUUCGAGCACAGAUCAAUCAAAUAGUGAAUAA
This is a messenger RNA of Plasmodium malariae, 447 nucleotides long. RefSeq names its product pre-rRNA-processing protein TSR2, putative. Gene Ontology annotation, biological process: maturation of SSU-rRNA from tricistronic rRNA transcript (SSU-rRNA, 5.8S rRNA, LSU-rRNA). The transcript has 4 exons. Lineage: Eukaryota; Apicomplexa; Aconoidasida; Haemosporida; Plasmodiidae. The coding region runs from base 1 to 447 and encodes 148 amino acids. The record is from RefSeq and is a predicted model, not a curated record. Gene Ontology annotation, cellular component: nucleus.